This is a messenger RNA of Cucumis melo (muskmelon), 696 nucleotides long. RefSeq names its product protein FAR-RED ELONGATED HYPOCOTYL 3-like. NCBI's taxonomy places the organism in Eukaryota, Viridiplantae, Streptophyta, Magnoliopsida, Cucurbitales, Cucurbitaceae. The coding region runs from base 1 to 696 and encodes 231 amino acids. The record is from RefSeq and is a predicted model, not a curated record. The transcript is spliced from 3 exons.
AUGGCUGGUUCUGAAUUGUCAACUCCCAAAGUUAUAGUUCAUUUCAUUCGUGCUGGACAUUGUUUAAGUAUAUCCUACCAAAAAGCGUGGUGUGCUCGUGAGGCUGUGUUGAAUGAUAUCCGCAAAUCUUCGGUGGAGUCGUACAAGAUGUUACCCAGAUUUGCAUACAUUUUGGAACUCAACAACCCAAGUUCUGUUGUUGAAUACAAAGUUGAUGUCGAUAGUAGAUUUCAUUACUUCUUCAUGAUAUUAUCUGUUUUCACUUCUGGUUGGCAACACUGUCGUCCAGUGAUUUCUAUUGAUGGAACAAGUAUGGAGAAUAAGUACGGUGGUACUUUGUUAUCUGCUUCAACAUCUAAUGUCAAUGAUCAGAUUUUUCACCUAGCAUUUUGUGUUGUGGAUUAUGAGAAUGAUUCCUCAUGGACUUGGUUUUGCAACCAAUUAAAGAGAAUUAUAGAUGGCCGGAAUGAGGUUGUCAUGGUAUUUGAUAGGCAUAAAAGUAUAUGCAAAGCUAUAGAGUUAGUAUUUCCCAACGUUUUACAUUGCAUGUGCCUUGUUCAUUUACUUAGGAACCUCAAGUUGAAGUAUAAGAGAAUAGUAGAUAUCGUAUUUCAUGCAUGUGGGAAGAUAUUUAAUAUUGUAGACUUUGAACAUGAAAUGCGUUUGUUGGAAUCUUCUGCCCCUGGUAUACGUUAG